Scatophagus argus is the source of this 3277-nucleotide messenger RNA. It is a transcript of the gene cnn1b, whose product is annotated as calponin 1, basic, smooth muscle, b. NCBI's taxonomy places the organism in Eukaryota, Metazoa, Chordata, Actinopteri, Scatophagidae. The coding region runs from base 222 to 1118 and encodes 298 amino acids. Gene Ontology annotation, molecular function: actin binding. The record is from RefSeq and is a predicted model, not a curated record. Gene Ontology annotation, biological process: actomyosin structure organization. The transcript is spliced from 7 exons.
UCAGAAAAGUGUCGGAAAGUUGUCCAAAAGCCUCACCAGCAGGUCCGAGCACGACUGCGACGACUACAUUAAUAUAUAUUUAAAAAAAAAAUUAGAUACCCAAGGAUUAGUUCGGGACUUUUCUGUGCGUUUCUCCUGCCUCGAACACAGAGCUGUAACCUGCUUCUCCAUUUUUAAAGCCCUCCUCUCUCAGCUCCACUGUAAAUAGACAAAACAACAGAAUGACAACACAUUUCAGGAGCGGCCCAGCCUUCGGACUUUCUGCUGAGGUCAAGAGCAAGCUUGCAGGGAAGUACGACCCCCAGAAGGAAGAAGAGCUGAGGCUGUGGAUUCAGGAUGUGACUGCCAAGCGAAUCGGGGACAACUUCAUGGAAAGUCUGAAGGAUGGAGUCCUGUUGUGCGAGCUUAUUAAUGUUCUCCAGCCAGGUUCUGUGAAAAAGAUCAACCACUCCACUCAAAACUGGCACCAGCUGGAAAACAUAGGGAAUUUUGUCCGUGCGAUCACAGACUACGGUCUAAAGCCGCAUGACCUCUUUGAGGCCAACGAUCUGUUUGAGAAUGUCAACCACACUCAGGUCCAGAGCACGCUCAUCGCUCUGGCUGGAAUGGCCAAGUCCAAAGGUUUCCACUCCAAGUACGACAUAGGAGUGAAGUACGCAGAGAAACAGCAGCGCCGCUUCGCUCCAGAAAAGCUCAGGGAGGGACGGAACAUCAUAGGCCUGCAGAUGGGCACCAACAAGCUUGCCAGCCAAAAGGGCAUGACCUCUUAUGGCACACGACGCCAUCUGUAUGAUUCCAAGAUGGCCAUGGACAACCCAAUGGACCAGUCUACUAUCAGUCUACAGAUGGGCACCAACAAGGGAGCCAGCCAGGCUGGCAUGACAGCGCCGGGAACCAGGAGACACAUCUUUGACAAGAAGCUGGAGCUGGAGACCUGUGACACCACCACCAUCUCUCUGCAGAUGGGCACCAACAAAGUGGCCUCCCAGCAGGGCAUGACCACCUACGGCCUGCCCCGCCAGGUCUACGACAACAAGUACUGCUCCAACCCCAUUGAGACCUACUAUAACAACGGUAGCGAGGUGGAGUUUGAUGGCUACAACCAGUACUCUGACUAAGAAAACCACGGACAGCCUCACCCUGCCCUCUCUCCCUCCUCUUUGCUUAACUUCAGACAACCAUCCACAGCUGUCUUUGUGUCAAGCAAACCUUCCAGACUAUUAUUUAACACUGACUGACGUCAUUGUCGUCCUCCUUCCCCAGCUUUUUCUAAACAUGCUUUUACUCUUAGGAAUUUAUUGUUUGUCUUUCCAUGAGUAAAUGAGAAAAAUGUUUACACUGACCUUAAAUCAAAAAAAUUCAUGCAGUGGCCAACCUCUGUAUUGCUCUGAUUCAUUUUAUUACCGCUAAAAAUACCCACAGUGCCGAUUUAAUGACCUUUGGCUAUUUAUAGUUUUUUUUUUCUACAGCUUUUUAUACUUGCAUUGUAAUUAGAGAUUUGAGUGUUUAUACCCCAUGCCUCACCUCCCUUCCCUUCCAGUCCAGUUUGAACACUGACGAAGCAGAAUUUGAAAGUUUCUUGAAAGCAAACAGCGUGGCUGCUGUUGAACUUUGACCCAGUCGGAACAGAGUCCAUGUUGGAGCCCUGCAGGCUCUAGGAUUCAACUCCUUGGAAUGACAGAAAUUCCUGGUCCACAGACUGACCGGGGCGGACGACGCGGGCGGACAUGUAGCUUUGUGCGGACUUUGCUUGGUUUUGUGAGCACCUGCGCUGACCAAAUAGUCAUGUUCACAGGCCCGCCAAAUUACCCAUCACGCUAUUUUUACAGGGCUAAUUUACAUGGCUUGCGUGCAGUACAGGAAGUAUGUAGAAAUGUGUGUAGGGGGGGAGGGUCUGUCAGACAGUGCUUUUAUAAAGAGCAAAUGUAGGUGUUGUGAUAUUUAGUUUGAAUUAGGGUAAACUUAGUCACCGGUAGUUUUUGUCCCAUGUUUUUCUUCCAUCUUAUGCCGCGGUGAACUUUGGCUUUAGAGCGGUUGCUUGUUUGCACUUGACCUGACUUCACCUUGUGUGCAGUAAACAAUGGUGGAAUGUAACUAAGUACAUUUACUCAGAUAUGGUACUUAAGUACAAACUUGUGGUACAUUCCUUUUAAUGCCACUUUAUACUUACCUUGCACUGUCAUUGAGAUGAUAUUUUCAUUUUCACUCCAAUACAGUUAUAGUUACUUUUACAAAAUGAGAUUUUAUAUACAAAGCAAAUGAGUUUAUAAAAUAAUAAAGGCAAUAAUAAUAUAACAUUAUAAUACUCACAAGGGCCCCUUUUCAGCAUGGAGUAUUUUUACUUUUCAUACUUUUACACUUUGCUAAUAAUGCUUACAUACUUUAAGUAACAUUUCAAAUGCAGGACUUUACUUGUAAUGAGGUAUCUUAACAUUGUGGCAUUGCUACUUUUACUCAAAUAUCUGAGUAGCUCAUCCACCAUGGUAAGUAACGAAAACAUCAAAGUAGAAAGUUAUAUAAUUAUGAGACUCUCGUUCUGCGUCAUACUGUUAACCCACUGAAUGUUUUGAAUGUAACGUUACUCUAAGGUCACAGGUGUCACUAACUAUUACAGGCUUCAUUUCCAACACAUUUGAAGGCAGAAAAGUACACAUGUACACACUUUUAACCGGAGGAGGCUCAGACGCUUGUGGUCUGGUGUCACACAUCAAAACCUCUGCAUAUCUGGGUAAAAUAUUCAGGCGCUGAAUUACUGUCAAAACUAGCUGUUGAAUGAGCUUCAUGUUCAUGUCCAUGUGCAGAAAGAAGAAGCAGAGAUUUGGGUUCUUUAACUUUUCAUUCAGCAGCAAAGGCGUCUUAGCUAUGACCUGGAACAUGUAGCAGUGGGCCAUCUAGUGGUGAAAAAGCACAUGUACAUCACCUAAACAGAUUUUAGUCAAUCAAAUGCAGUUAUGUUGUUUUUAACAUGUCAUUCAUUUAUUAUCAUUCCUUCUGUGAUAUCCAGAAUAGUAACAAUGUUGAGUAAAUGUUUAGUAACAUUUCACCUUAAUGUGUUGGCUUUGUUUCAACAUUGUUCAAACUUUACAUCUUUGCUAACCUCUUGAUUUUUCCUGUAUGCCUUUCACUAAACUUGACAUUUGUGCAAUAAAAAAAAAAACACUUGAAAAAUAUGCUUCAGAUUUCAUUUCUCAUUAGUGUCAUUAUCUAAAAGUACACAAUAUAUGUGAAAUACACAGAAGUAGUGUAACAGAAAUUAUGAUUGUGAUUUUAAAAAAGG